Messenger RNA from Prorocentrum cordatum, 369 nucleotides. Lineage: Eukaryota; Dinophyceae; Prorocentrales; Prorocentraceae. The record is from the annotation of a GenBank genome assembly.
AUGGCCGGCGACGCGGCAACGGCGCGCGCCGCCGAGGAGGGGUGGAUCCUGCGGCGCAUCAUUCAACGCGCAAGUUCUCUGCGAGCUGCUUGCGUCGAGUCGCGCCGGCGAGAGUGCUGCGAGCGCUCGGCGGCGAGGGUCAAGAUGGGCGCCGUUGUGGAUCGGUUCGGCGCGAUCGGCAGCGCCGAAUACGAGACGGACAUAUUGUGCAGGGCGAUGGUGUCGGGCUGCCCAGAGGCGCCCCGCUGCCGCCGGGACGUCGCGACGCGCGAGCCCGACAGGUUCACGGAGAAGAUGGCCGACGCAUUAGGGGGUGCCGCGUUCGACGGGGCUUGGGGCGCGGGCGCUGUUUUCAAUUUGACCGCCGCA